Dicentrarchus labrax (European seabass) is the source of this 1621-nucleotide messenger RNA. RefSeq lists its product as uncharacterized. The record is from RefSeq and is a predicted model, not a curated record. NCBI's taxonomy places the organism in Eukaryota, Metazoa, Chordata, Actinopteri, Moronidae. Gene Ontology annotation, biological process: cell surface receptor signaling pathway. The coding region runs from base 132 to 740 and encodes 202 amino acids. Gene Ontology annotation, cellular component: plasma membrane. The transcript is spliced from 4 exons.
UAUUUCUGUAUUCCAGCUCACAGCCCCUGGCACAACACAUUCUACAAAAAUAGUUUCUUCCUCUUAUUAAGAUCAGAGAUUUUAAUGGGAGGUUCCUUCUGUGGAGCAACGCAGUAUUCAACCUCCCUCAGAUGUUUAUCAUUUCUGCUGUGACUGCAUCUGAUAUUAACAGGAUCACUAUGGGGACUCGAGUUCUCAUCACAUGUGUAGUCUCAUCUCUGUGGCUUCAAGUUCACUGCCAGGAUGUGAGCCAAUACCCUGAAAUCAGCUGGAGUUAUGUGUCCAACUCUGCAGAGAUGAACUGCAGCCACAAAAAAGAUAUUUCUCAUAACCAGAUGUACUGGUACAGGCAGCGUCCAGGGGAGACCAUGACCCUCAUUGUCUACACAGUUGUAGGUGGAAAGCCAGACUAUGUUGUUUGUCUGGGUGUUGAAGUCCACCAAACUCCUCCAGCUCUCCUCAGAAGACCUGGAGACAAAGUCCAGCUCGUCUGCAGCCAUGGAAAGACUGACUAUUCACUGAUGUACUGGUAUCAAAAAUCUCCUGGAGACCAAACUCUGAAACGCAUCGGACAUGUGUAUUACAGCACUAUAGAACUUGAGGAGUCUUUAAAAGAACAUUUCAAUAUAAGUGGAGAUCUGAGUGGAGAGACAGCAAAGAACGGCUCUCUGUUUAUAGUCAAUCUAAAGGCACCUGAGCACAGUGCAGUGUACUACUGCGCAGCAAGCUAUGCACACUGACUGCAGAUCCCCUCUCCUUUGUACAAAAACUCUGAACUGACUUUGAUCAACAGUUAUGGUUUUGAAUUAGAACCUGAACAGGCCCCUCCCAGCAAGCUGCUCUUGAUGUGAUGCCAUUAUCUCUGCCAGGCAGUAUACAGUACUGUUUCAUCUUCAUUUCACUUCCCUUUUCACACUUCAGUCAGCUCAUGAGAGGCAUCAGUUGGAUCUCCGACACUAACAGAACCACAGUCAUUAUGAUCUGAUAUCAGAUUGCAGCAACUUACAUCUGCAAAACUCUGUCAUAUGAAGUCUGAUAUGUCAUGUAAAGGUUUGGAGUAAUUGUUUUAUUUUGAGGAAGAUAAAAUGAUUUGCUUUCUUCUCUUCUGUUGUCUGGCAGGUGGUUGUCUGGGGCUUGAAGUCCGUCAGUCUACCUCUGAUCUCAUCAAGCAACCUGGUGACAAAGUGCAGAUUUUCUGCAGCCAUGACAAAACUGACUACAGGGUGAUGCUCUGGUACCAGCAGUCACCUGAAGACACAGCUAUGAAACUCAUUGGAUAUUUGUACUAUAAAGAUGCCAAAAUGGAAGAGAAAUAUGAAGUCGAUUUUAAUAUCACUGGAGAUUUAGGGGGGAAUACAGCAAAGAAUGGCUCUCUUAUAGUCAAACGUGUAGGACCAAAUCACAGUGCAGUGUACUACUGUGCAGCUAGCAAAGCACACUGACAGAAAUCCCCUCUGAGCUUUACAAAAACUCUUCACCAUCUUUUAUCAUGGUUUCAAAUAAUACGUGGAAUAUACUCCUCACAGACACCUGCUUUUGUGGUUGCAUUUUGGUUUGAUUCAGUUGUGUCAUUAUUAGCUAAUACAAGCUGGUUUCUAUUCUAUUGGUUUAUUCUUAUUCA